This is a messenger RNA of Bubalus bubalis (water buffalo), 5927 nucleotides long. RefSeq names its product ATPase phospholipid transporting 10D (putative) (gene ATP10D). Lineage: Eukaryota; Metazoa; Chordata; Mammalia; Artiodactyla; Bovidae. Gene Ontology annotation, biological process: phospholipid translocation. The coding region runs from base 401 to 4699 and encodes 1432 amino acids. Gene Ontology annotation, cellular component: plasma membrane. The transcript is spliced from 24 exons. Gene Ontology annotation, molecular function: magnesium ion binding; ATP hydrolysis activity; ATPase-coupled intramembrane lipid carrier activity. The record is from RefSeq and is a predicted model, not a curated record.
GGAAGCUCGGGCCACUCUGCAUCCCCGCGGAAAGGGGAGGCGGAGCAGCGGGGGCGGGCCGCCGGGAGCAGAAGGUUACUGCCAGCUCGGCUCGGGCUGGGCUCGGGUUUUGGCAGCUGACUUUGAGAGCCGUCUGAGAAGUGUUUUGUUGGUUUUUUUUCUUCAAAGUCAAAUGGCUGGCGUAGAGGCAUAACCCGCCUCCUGUCUUCGGAUCUGUGCUUGGUUCUUCUCUUGCAUCUUGGGACUUGUGACCAUCAUGCUGUGAUGUGUGCCCAGAGAGAAACUGACAUUUCCCAAGACUCAGUUAAAGUUCUGUCUCUUGGGCAGCGUACCCUACUUUUGUCUUCCCGUCUCAUGUCAUGUAUCCUCAUAAGAUGUUCUAGUUCCAUAAAGAUCACCUAUGCAACCUGGAUCUCACCGCAUUUUGGACAUGACCGAGCCUCUUCAAUGGGCCAGGUAUCACUGGCAGCGGCUGAUCGGCCGUACGAACACAGACGAUGACGAGAGACCAUACAGCUAUUCCUCUCUGCUUGCCUGCGGGGGCAAGUCCUCCCAGACCCCCAAACUGGCAGGAAAGCAUCGGGUUGUUGUUCCCCACCUCCAGCUCUUCAAGGAGGAGUAUGAAAAGUUCUGUGGAACCUACGUGAAUAACAGAAUACGGACAACAAAGUACACGCUGUUGAAUUUUGUGCCAAGAAAUUUGUUUGAACAAUUUCACAGAGUCGCCAAUUUAUAUUUCCUGUUUCUAGUUGUUCUGAACUGGGUGCCUUUGGUAGAAGCCUUCCAAAAGGAAAUUACUAUGCUGCCUCUGGUGGUUGUCCUUACAAUUAUUGCAAUUAAAGAUGGCUUGGAAGAUUACCGAAAAUACAAAAUUGACAAACAGAUCAACAACCUAGUAACUAAAGUUUAUAGUAGGAAAGAGAAAAAAUAUGUGGACAGAUGCUGGAAAGAUGUUACUGUUGGGGACUUUAUUCACCUUUCCUGUAAUGAGAUCAUUCCUGCAGAUAUGGUUUUACUCUUUUCCACUGAUCCAGAUGGAAUCUGUCACAUUGAGACUUCUGGUCUUGAUGGAGAGAGCAAUUUAAAACAGAAGCAGGUGGUUCGGAGAUAUGCAGAGCAGGACUCUGAAGUUGAUCCUGAGAAAUUCUCCAGUAGGAUAGAAUGUGAAAGUCCAAACAAUGACCUCAACAGAUUCCGAGGCUUCCUAGAACAUUCCAACAAAGAACGCGUGGGUCUCAGUAAAGAGAAUUUAUUACUUAGAGGAUGCACCAUUAGAAACACAGAGGCUGUCAUGGGCAUUGUGGUUUAUGCAGGCCAUGAAACCAAAGCAAUGCUGAACAACAGCGGACCAAGAUAUAAGCGCAGCAAAUUAGAAAGAAGAGCAAAUACAGAUGUCCUCUGGUGUGUCCUGCUUUUGCUUAUAAUGUGUUUAACUGGUGCAUUGGGUCAUGGAAUCUGGUUGAGCAGAUAUGAAAACAUACCCUUUUUUAAUAUCCCUGAGCCAGAUGGACAUAUCAUAUCACCAGUGUUGGCAGGUUUCUAUAUGUUUUGGACCAUGAUCAUUUUGUUACAGGUCUUGAUUCCCAUUUCUCUCUAUGUUUCCAUUGAAAUUGUGAAGCUUGGACAGAUAUAUUUUAUUCAAAGCGAUGUGGAUUUCUACAAUGAGAAAAUGGGUUCUACUGUUCAGUGCCGAGCCCUGAACAUCACUGAGGAUCUUGGACAGAUUCAGUACCUCUUUUCUGAUAAAACAGGAACCCUCACUGAGAAUAAGAUGGUUUUUCGAAGAUGUAGUGUGGCAGGCUUUGAUUACUGCCAUGAAGAAAAUGCCAAGAGGUUGGAAUCCUAUCAGGAAGCUGCCUCUGAAGAUGAAGAUCCCGCCGACACUCCCAGUGGCUCCCUCAGCAAUAUGGCGAAACCGAGGGCCCCCAGCUGCAGGACAGCUCACAGUCGGCCUUUAGGAAGUAUCUCCUCGAAUCAUCUUACCGGGAGCUGUUUCGCUCUAGAAAGUAGAGAAGGAGCCAGUGAAGUGCCUCAUUCCAGACAGGCUGCUUUCAGUAGCCCCAUUGAAACAGAUGUGGUACCAGACACCAGGCUUUUGGACAAGUUUAGUCAGAUUACACCUCUGCUCUUCACCCCAGCGGAUGAGACUAUCCCAGAUCCACCACUGGAGACUCUGUACAUCAUAGACUUCUUUAUUGCAUUGGCAAUUUGCAACACAGUAGUGGUUUCUGCUCCUAACCAGCCACGGCAAAAGGUCGGACUCUCUUCUCUGCGUGGAAUACCCAUUAAAUCUUUGGAAGAAAUUAAAAACCUCUUCCAGAGACUGUCUGUCCGAAGGUCGAGUUCACCAUCUCUUGCCAGUGGGAAAGAGCCAUCUGGAGUCCCAAACGCCUUUGUGAGCAGACUCUCUCUGUUUAAUAGAAUGAAACCAGCCUCACCUGUGGAGGAAGAGAUCUCCCAGACGAGUGAGAGCCUCCAGGGCUCUGAUGACUCAGCUUGUCCCACAGAAAUUGAGAAACAAAACAGCGAUGCAGGCAUCGCAAAUGGCAAGGUGGAAGCCCUCCCUGGACAGCCUUUGACCUCCAGCCUGUGUUAUGAGGCUGAGAGCCCCGAUGAAGCCGCCUUAGUGUACGCUGCCCGGGCUUACCAGUGCACUCUGCAGUCCCGGACCCCAGAGCAGGUCGUGGUGGACUUUGCUGCUUUGGGACCAUUAACAUUUCAACUCCUACACAUCCUGCCCUUUGACUCAGUAAGAAAAAGAAUGUCCGUGGUGGUCCGGCACCCCCUUUCCAACCAAGUGGUGGUAUAUACAAAGGGUGCUGAUUCCGCAAUCAUGGAGUUGCUCUCUGUGGCUUCCCCAGAUGGACCAGGUCUGGAAAAACAGCAGAUGAUGAUAAGGGAGAAAACCCAGAAGCACUUGGAUGACUACGCCAAACGAGGCCUGCGCACUCUGUGUAUAGCGAAGAGGGUCAUGAGUGACACUGAAUAUGCAGAGUGGCUGAGAAAUCAUUUUUUAGCUGAAACCAGCAUUGACAACAGGGAAGAAUUACUCCUUGAAUCUGCCAUGAGGUUGGAGAACAAACUAACUUUACUUGGUGCUACUGGCAUUGAAGAUCGUCUGCAGGAGGGGGUCCCUGAGGCUAUAGAAGCCCUUCACAAAGCUGGAAUCAAGAUCUGGAUGCUGACAGGGGACAAACAGGAGACAGCUGUCAAUAUUGCUUAUGCGUGCAAACUCCUGGAGCCGAAUGACAAGCUCUUCAUCCUCAAUACUGAAAGUAAGAAUGCCUGUGAGAUGCUGAUGGAUACAAUUUUGAAAGAACUUCAGAAGAACCCAGCUUCUCCAGAGCAAGCAUCGUUGAGUGCGAGUUUACACCAGCCUCCUCCCACCCUGCAGGGCUCAGGGCUUCGGGCUGCACUCAUUAUCACAGGGAAGACCCUGGAGUUUGCCCUGCAGGAGAGUCUGCAGAAGCAGUUCCUGGAGCUGACUGCUCGCUGCCAAGCUGUGGUCUGCUGCCGAGCCACGCCCCUGCAGAAGAGCGAGGUGGUAAAACUGGUUCGAAGCCACCUCCGGGUGAUGACCCUGGCCAUCGGUGACGGUGCCAACGAUGUCAGCAUGAUUCAAGUGGCAGACAUUGGCAUUGGCAUCUCUGGGCAGGAAGGCAUGCAGGCUGUGAUGGCCAGCGACUUUGCUGUUUCUCAGUUUAGACAUCUCAGCAAGCUCCUCCUUGUCCACGGGCACUGGUGUUAUACCCGACUUUCCAACAUGAUUCUGUAUUUUUUCUACAAGAACGUGGCCUACGUGAACCUCCUUUUCUGGUACCAGUUCUUUUGUGGGUUUUCAGGAACAUCCAUGACUGACUACUGGGUCUUGAUCUUCUUCAACCUCCUUUUCACAUCUGCACCUCCCGUCAUUUAUGGAGUCCUGGAGAAAGACGUGUCUGCAGAGACUCUCAUGCAGCUGCCCGAGCUCUACAGGAGUGGCCAGAGGUCAGAGGCAUACUUACCCCUCACCUUCUGGAUUACUUUGUUGGAUGCCUUUUAUCAGAGCCUGGUCUGCUUCUUUGUGCCUUACUAUACCUACCAGGGCUCAGACAUUGACAUCUUUACAUUUGGAAACCCCCUGAACACAGCUGCUCUCUUCGUCAUUCUCCUCCAUCUGGUGAUAGAAAGCAAGAGUUUGACUUGGAUCCACCUGCUGGUCAUCGUUGGGAGCAUCUUGUGCUAUUUUUGCUUUGCCUUGGCUUUUGGAGCCAUGUGUGUAACUUGCAACCCACCAUCCAACCCCUACUGGAUUAUGCAGGAGCACAUGGCAGAUCCAGUGUUCUACUUGGUUUGUGUUCUCACAACCUGUGUUGCUCUACUGCCCAGGUUUAUAUACAGAGUUCUUCAGGGAUCCCUCUUUCCAUCUCCAAUUCUGAGGGCAAAACACUUGGACAGACUUCCUGCAGAGGAGAGGAUUGAAGCUCUCAAGAAGUGGAGAGGGACUGGGCAGAUGGAUCAGUUGACAUCUAAGUAUGCUGACCACUCAGCUGUUGAGUCAGAGAGAAUACCCAUUUAUGACCCGUCUGCUGUCUUUGCAGUGAUGUCGGCAACUCCUUGUGCUGUUGAGAAAGGAAACUUACCUGUAUGUGAAACUGCUUUAGACUCGGACUUCUCUGAAACUAAGGCCUCAGGGAUGGCUGGACCCUCAAAGGAUUAAAAAAAGCAGGAUAUCCUUCUUGGAGAUGCCAGUAUUCCAUCAAGUUUGGGAAAGCAACUUUGAAGAGGCUCCUUUGCCAAAGCAGCAUGACUUGAUUUUUCCUUAAGGGACAAGAACAUUUUACUGGAAAUGUUUGGAAAAGCCUAUGUGAUGACUUUUACUGUUUGUUUGUGGAUCCAUGUGUAACGGACAUUAGAAUUUGACCUGGAGAGAGUUUAGAGAAGUGAAAUAUUUAAUUCAGAUUCAAAUGCUUUCAUGAAACUUUUUGGAUUUUGUGAAAGCAUUUUAGUUGUUCUAUAAAUGCAAAUAUUUUCAAGAGGAUUCAUUUGGGACAUAUAUUUAUUUGACUCUGCUCAGUGUUCUCCUGAGAUGGAGUCUUCCUGAGAAAGGGGCAGCGGGGAUGCCAGGGGUCCAUGGAGAUGCAUUCCUCUCUUGGCUUCUAGUCAAAAGAAGACUUUUUAUGAGGUCUGCCUCUACACAUGCUGUCAGUGAGGUGAUAGAGGCCAUAGGUAAGGAAAAUGGAAUCAGUUGAGUCCAGGCCACCUUGGCAAUUUCCUGUAUUCUAAAACUGACAGUAGCUGGAUCAAAAUGAGACAAUCAAAGCAGUCUUCAGGAGACCGUUUGAGGGUUUAUCGUCUUUACCCUAUAACUUUCCUGGCAUGCAAAUACUUUCAAGCUCUUUUCAACCUCUAAAAAUGAGGUAUUAUAAACUGACACUGAUACAGGUGAUUCUCAGGAGAAUUCUAUGAGGUUCUUAGAUUUGCUUUUAAUUACAUUUAGGACAUGAAAGUCUAUACCAAGUCCAUUGCUGUUGCAAAUCAUGUAUGCUGGCUUUAAUUGAAACAAGGAAACUAGUUUCUACCAUAACUGCCAGGUAUUAUUAUAAGAUCAUGUAUUCUUGUCGAGUUCUUUUAAAAUUCUGUAUCCAUUCAUCUGAAAAUUAUCAGCCAACCCAGAACUUCCUUCAUGAAAUCUCCAUGCUAAUGUUCUAUGUCUGUAUCAAGCUCUUCUUAAUGACUAUGCAGCUGUGUUCUCAGGGCUUAAGUUUCUACCUGUUGCCUACUGUUCUGGUCUGAUAUUUUUUGUAGCCUUCUAAUAUUAUUGCAAAUGGUCUUUUAUACAGACUGAUUUCUAGCAUAUCCAAAAUCCCAUAUGGCUAAUGGAGGUAGCUAUCUGCUUUCUUAUGAUUUUUUAAAACUUUUUAAUAAAUAACAUAUAUUAAAAGCUG